AUGAUUCCGGACCGCAGUCAGAUUAGAUAUCGUAAAAUUUUGCCCGCUGCUCGAGGAUUCCGGACCGCAGUCAGAAAUUGUGAAGUUCCGCCCGCUGCUACAGCGAAUCAGACUGCAGGAAUGGCUGGGAUUCUCUCCGCUGCUACAGCGAAUCAGACUGCAGGAAAGGCUGGGAUUCCGCCUACUGCUGCAGCGAAUCAGACUGCAGGAAAGGCUGGGAUUCUGUCCGCUGCUACAGCGAAUCAGACUGCAGGAAAGGCUGGGAUUCCGCCUGCUGCUGCAGCGAAUCAGACUGCAGGAAAGGCUGGGAUUCCGCCUGCUGCUGCAGCGAAUCAGACUGCAGGAAAGGCUGGGAUUCUGUCCGCUGCUACAGCGAAUCAGACUGCAGGAAAGGCUGGGAUUCUGUCCGCUGCUACGGUGAAUCAGACUGCAGGAAAGGCUGGGAUUCCGCCUACUGCUGCAGCGAAUCAGACUGCAGGAAAGGCUGUGGUUCCGCCUACUGCCAUGUAA
Molecule: messenger RNA, 510 nt
Organism: Xenia sp. Carnegie-2017
Lineage: Eukaryota; Metazoa; Cnidaria; Anthozoa; Malacalcyonacea; Xeniidae
Product: paraneoplastic antigen Ma6E-like
Exons: 1
Coding region: 1-510 (169 amino acids)
Source: RefSeq, a predicted model, not a curated record